AACAAAAAAUUUAAACUAUAAGUCACAAAAUUUGAAUGUGAAACUUUUAAUGGUUUUAGUAAUUUAUACUCGUUUUAAAAAAUUCAAAAUAUAACAUAUAAAGAAUUUUUUUAAUUUUUAUUAAAUGGUUACUAUGGUUAUUUAAUUUAUUUUAAUAGUUUAAAAUUAAAAAAAAAACAUAAUAUAAGAUUUACUUAUUUUUAUCAAAUCUUUAUUAAUCAAAGUCAUUAAUUGUAAUAUAUACUAUUGCCAUAUUAGAUAAUUCUGGAAUUUUAUUUAUGGAAAUAAUGAAGCAUAUUAAUAAUAUAUUUAUUGUUAGUUUAAUAAAAAAUUUAUUAUAUAUUUAGAUGGACCAACUUAUUCCUCUAAAGAUUCUAAGAAUCAUUAUAGUGAUGACAUGUGGCUAUAAAAAAAUGUUAUAAUGUUUUUCAAAUAAUAUAUAGGGGAUAUAUAUUAUAAUGUGUACGUAAGUUUAUAUCUACUAUACUAAUUGUGCACCCACUGGAAAAGAGGUCUGGAUUCACCCUUGGCUACGAGGCAAAUGAUGAGUAUAAACAAGUAACAAAUAAGUAACCUGAAGGUAAGUAACGAAACUGUGUUACAAAAAAAAAAAGGUAAGUAACCAAGCUUAUAUAUUAAAUUAAAAGAGCGAUUUCAAAUCCCAAACCAAAAAAUUACUGCAAAGAAACAAACCAAGCGACAUUUAAUUUCGCCCACGUCUUGUUUCAUGCUUGCAACAAGAUAAUCACUGAGAUUUGAAAGAGAUAAGAGGAUCAAUUUAUCAUUUAAGAAAAUAAAUCUCCGUAAACCAAUAAAACUAGAACUUUGAGGACUAGAUUUGAAACAUUAUUUCCCACGGUUUCCAUAUGUUUCUUCAUAUUUCGAAAGAUUAAUUUAAAAAAGGUUUAAUCAAAAUUAUGUUGCUGCCAGCCACACAGAAAUAUUUUAAUUUACUUUCUCGAGUUUUGUUCGUCUUCUUCACUCGUCCAUCAGUCUCUCCAAAUCAGUUUAUCACUCGCCUUUUCUGCUACAAUAUGAAGCACUUCUGUACAAUUCAAGGUUGUGUACCCAGAAUGGAAUUUGGAUUUUUAAGACAUUGUCUUGAGCAAAAUCUCACUCUUUCAUGGAACUUAAAGGCAUCAAGUUUGGCCACAACUUCAUAUCUCCAGAGACUUCCUUUAUCUAUGGUAGCUUCUUCACGAAAUCAUUACUACAAGAACAGUUUGCUCUUGAAGAGAUAUUUAGUCCGUGUCGGCAGCAGCACUGAGGAGGAACACUCAUUGUCACAAGAUUCACUCGAUGACUCUGUUUCUAGACCUCUCACUAGUGACGAGUUGAAGUCGUUGCUCAUCGAUAACCAGAGAUCGAAGCUUGUUAAGAAGUUGAGUGAAGCUAAUCAACAUAACCGCUUCCUCAAGCGUCAGCUUAAAACACAGGAGGACGAGAUAACUAACAUCAAAAGUGAGCUUGCAAUCAUGGAGCUCGAAGUUCAGGCUCUGGUCAACUUGGCAGAAGAAAUAGCAAAUCUUGGUAUUCCACAAGGGUCUAGAAAGAUUAGCGGAAAGUACAUUCAAUCACACCUUCUCUCUCGUUUAGAUGCUGUUCAUAAUAAGCUGAAGGAACAAAUAAAAGACGUGGAAGCUGCACAAUCCAAGGAAGUUAAUGUCUUCUGGAUUGGUAUGGCAGAGAGUGUACAAGUAAUGGGAUCUUUCGAUGGAUGGAGCCAACCUGAGGAUCUAUCACCCGAGUACACAGCUUCUUUUACUAAAUUUUCCACCACAUUAGUCCUUCGUCCUGGGCGGUAUGAGAUGAAGUUCUUAGUGGAUGGAGAAUGGCAGAUCUCACGUGAGUUUCCUACUUCCGGAGAAGGAAUGUUGGAGAACAAUGUUCUAGUGGUGGAAUAGUUGCAUCACCCAUUUUGGUCAUACAUAACCCAUCUGUUUUCAGACCGGUGUAAAUGAGAUGCUAGACACAACCCAUGUAACUAGGAGGUCUUUUACUCGCGGAUUUUUUUUAUAUUUAAAUGCCAUUCUGAGGUGUUUGAAUGUUUGAUACAAGGAGUAAUACAACAAAUAGGUGACUGAGAGGGAUACCGGAUUAAGGGGUCUUUGGAUCAAGAGAGACUCUAAAACAAACUAUUUUCUUUUGGGUUAAUCAACAAGUAUUGUUUUAGAUCUCUGAGUACUAAAGGGUGAUCUUUUUCCUGAAA
Molecule: messenger RNA, 2209 nt
Organism: Brassica rapa (field mustard)
Lineage: Eukaryota; Viridiplantae; Streptophyta; Magnoliopsida; Brassicales; Brassicaceae
Product: protein PTST, chloroplastic
Source: RefSeq, a predicted model, not a curated record